This is a messenger RNA of Pseudophryne corroboree (corroboree frog), 1245 nucleotides long. RefSeq names its product pancreatic secretory granule membrane major glycoprotein GP2-like. Bases 1 to 1245 code for a protein of 414 amino acids. The record is from RefSeq and is a predicted model, not a curated record. Gene Ontology annotation, biological process: neutrophil migration. Lineage: Eukaryota; Metazoa; Chordata; Amphibia; Anura; Myobatrachidae. Gene Ontology annotation, cellular component: cell surface; apical plasma membrane. The transcript is spliced from 10 exons.
AUGGAUCCAGCGAUGAAGGUCCUGGAAUUGACGUCCGACAACCACCCUCCAAAUGUCUGGACACGACUGCAUUCGGAUCUCCAUGCCUGGAAAACGGUAACGCCAACACAUGCUAUUUAUAAAAAUCAUAUUUACUUGCCAGUGGAUCCAGCAGCAAUCAUUGUCAGAGAAAUCACCGUAAUCAAUGUCACAUGUUCUUACCCACUUAACCUAAAUACUUCAACAGGUGCAAUUCGUCCCGACUUAAGAAUAACAUAUAUACCGAUUGAUGGCAGUGGGACAUUUAAAGUGAGGAUGGCUAUCUACACAGACAUCAGUUAUACUACCCCAAAUAACAAUCCAGUUAUUGACAUUUCUACAAAAUCUAUUUUAUAUGUUGGCGUCUUUAUUGAAGAGCCUGCUGCUAACUUCAAUCUUCUAAUGAUAAACUGCUACAGCACACCUACAAACAAUGCUUAUGAUCCUGUAAGAUACAACAUCCUUGUUGACAGAUGCCCUAACCCCACAGACAGUACUAUCAAGGUUUUACAAAACGGUGUUACCAGUAUGGGAAUGUUCUACUUACAAGCGUUCAAGUUUAUUGGUGAUUAUUCCUAUGUAUAUCUACACUGCGAAGUUUACCUCUGCAAAGACAGCUGUGCACCUACUUGUUCAAGCAGAUCUAGUAGUGAAGCUCCAAAGGCACAAGGAACUUUGACUUAUGGACCUUUCAGAAUUGAUGGUUCUAAUGGGAACAGUGUCGGCUACUAUAAUGUGAACAAUAACAACUUUUUGAAUGUGCCUUGCAGUGAUAAAGAAACAGUAAUCCCAUCAUUGACCUUUGUUGUGGACACAACCGGCUCUACGUCUCUGUCAUUGCUACAAGAAGCCACCAGGAUUCUUAUCAACAGUAUUUCUGCAUCAUCUGAAAAUGUAACACGACAGUACACUUUGGUGGAAUUCAAUGAUCCAAGUGUCGGACCCCUUCGUGCCACUUGCUCCACCACCGACUUUGUCAAUUACAUUAAUUUGCUUUACACCAGUGAUGGUGGUGACUGUCCUGAAUACGCAAUGACUGGAUUGCUGCAAGCAUUGGAAAAUAUUCCAUAUGGUUCAUUGGUUGUAUUAGCCACAGAUGCCUCAGCAAAGGAUAGUAGUGACAGUUACACAGUAAAUCGCAUAUUUUCUCUUCUAGAUUCUAAACAAGCAAAGUGGGAUCGAUGUGUUUGCAAACUUUGCAUCGUCCACAGGGAUAUGUGCCAGUAA